GAGACAUGGGAAAUUGACUUGGUAUGAUUCGACGGCCUUGUGCCUUGCGAGCUCGCUUGUGAUAAGGUGGUCGAUGUAAAAUCAAAGAGACUUUUCAGCCGCUUGGUGAUGUCAACAUUCACAAUCUCUCAUUGUUCCCAUGCCGCAUUCAGCCACUUUUUAAGAUAAAAGCGCACAGAUCCUUAUGGUGUGACGCCUAUGUAAUUGCGUGCGUAGCAUUGUUUGGAUUGAUCAAGUCCUCGUCUCUUGUACAGGUCCGGUCAUGCGUUCUCAAGCUGCUUGGAACGCCAGCAGAAGGCGGGAUCUGUGACUUAUCCUUUCAGGUGUCUACACCCCAUGGAGUAAUUCGCAUCUCUGCAUCACUACGUGGCAAGCAUGUUGUGAGGCCAUAGAGCUGAAGGCAGGAUCAAUAUCGAUGGCGGGGACGCCGCAGCCGGGCGCGGCGCAGGUGUUUCUGCGCGACGCGGGCCUGCGAUUUGACGCUGAGGGCGUGGAUGUUUUGCACUACAGCCAGGCUGCGCGCCUGCUGCUGGCAGUUUGCCGCGGCAGUAUCACCGCCUACAGCAUCGACAGGCCCAGCGAGCCGCCACAGGUGACCGAGAUGGAGCCAGGUCCGCCGAUUGUGGCGGCUGCCGUAUCCCCAGACGGGCGGCUAGUGGCGCUGCAGCGGACGCCGGAGCGGCUGGAGUUCGUUUCGCGCGACAGCCCCAACCUGUUUGUUCAGAGCGCGUUGCGCGGCAAGCACGCCAUCACCGGCUUCUUCUGGGCGCGCGCGUCCGGCUGCGACUUUGUCAUGGUGACAAAUGCAGGCCUGGAGCUCUACACGCUCGCCGCCGACCGCCAGGGGCUGAAGCAUGAGGGGAAGCUGCAGCACCCCAUUCGCUGGUGGCGCUACUCUCACGACAGCCGCCUCGCACUCCUGGGCACCGGGGAACUUGGCCUCUGGCUCCAGGGGUACCAGUUCACGGCAAAAGGAGUGGCAAAGCUGCCACCCUUCCAGAUAGCGGCCAGCACGCCGCCUGCCACGACAACGCCCCCGGCCGCCAGCCGCCUGGACCCCGCUGAUGUCAGCAUGCUGACCGUGUACGGGCGCGUCUACUGCGCAUACCUCAAUCGGCCAGCGCGCCGCCUGCUGCUGUACCGCUUCUAUGUGGACGCCGUGAUACUGCAGCACCAGUAUGAGAUGCCGGGCAGCGGGGUGCGCUACAGCGUGUUCGACAACUUACUAAUCGCGCACAUGGGCCACAGCGGCCGAGCGCAGAUCAUCGACGUCUCUGGCGGCUCCGCGCCGGUGUCCGCCGCGCAGCCCUUCGCCAUGGCGCCCAUCGGGGAGGCGGAGUUGCCCGCCAGCUCAUCGUCCAGCGUGGCGUCGCCCAGGGCCGUACGCAGGCGUUCCCUGCAGCCCCCCAACAUGGCCGCCUGGCGCUUCGAGCAGCCCAACCUCGUGCUGGAUACACUCACCGGGGUGGGGUGGAGGUGUGAGGUGGACCUGCAAGUGCUGGCGAGCUCCUGCAAUGACUCAGCUCAGCUGAUAGCGCUGCUGCUUCGGCGCCGCGCGGCCGCGCACCCCUCGGUCGACAUUCCCUCGCUCACCCUCUCCACCAUCAAGGCAGGGGGGUUGCUGGUCGAUCGGCAGCCCACCUCGGUGGCGCGCGCAGCGUUUGAUGCUGUGGCGGCCGCCUCCUUGGAAUUGGCGCGCGGGCCGGGCCGGCCGGCUUCGGCGUCCGGCCGACCCCAGGAGAGGGCAAUCGUAUCACCGGAGGCGGUGCUGGGCGUGCUGCAGUGGCUGCACGAAGAGGAGGCGGUGGAUGCCCCUUACCUGCAGGCGGCGCUUGCUGAGCUGGACGCCAGUCUGGCGGCUCACGGUAUUCCCUCUCCGGCUCGCCUCCACGCCCUCAGCCUCGACGUUGCCCUGCAACUCGGCCACACCUUCCAGGUGGCGGUCAAGGUGGGCCUGCAGCAGGGGUUGGCGAGCGCUGAUGUGGCGGCCAGGCUGGCGGAGGCUGAAGCUGCAGGGGACCUGCCAGGUGGCGGGCAGCUGGCGGAUGACUCACUUGCUAGAUUAGGCGCGCACGAGGAGCGCUGCCGACAGCUGUUGCAGCAGGGGCAGGUCAUAAGGGCGCUGCGCUGCGCUCGCACGCACAGAGUGGAGAGCCUGGCUCCCUCUGCUUUCCUCCAAGCUGCCGCCGAGACAGGUGAUCUGGGAAUGUUCACAGCGGUGUACCGCUUCUGCCACGACACAGUGCAGCCGCCGUUAGAUGACUGUGCCAGUGUUCUGGCAGAGCACAUGCGCUGGAUGCCAGAAGAAUGCCGGCCGGGUGCAACUGCACUCAUCGAAAGCCUCACGGCCUGAUUGGCGUCCUUCCAUUGUCCCAGCUGCAGAUCAGACCCUGCCCAGCAAAAGCUGUAACAUGCAUGAUGGGAAUUUGCAAUAAUCUGGAAGUCCAAAUGGCUUAAUAAGCAAAGUCCCCAUAUUGAUAGUGGUGAUUGUAGCAUAGAUCUACUGUAGAUAUUUUGACACACUUUGCUUCUUGUAAUUUUAAUGCUUACGGAGCUCUUGUGGGGCAAGUACCAUUUCAUGUAAGCGACCAUUUCUUGU
Messenger RNA from Coccomyxa subellipsoidea C-169, 2599 nucleotides. RefSeq lists its product as hypothetical. NCBI's taxonomy places the organism in Eukaryota, Viridiplantae, Chlorophyta, Trebouxiophyceae, Coccomyxaceae. Bases 416 to 2353 code for a protein of 645 amino acids. The record is from RefSeq and is a predicted model, not a curated record. Gene Ontology annotation, biological process: regulation of autophagy. Gene Ontology annotation, cellular component: lysosomal membrane; late endosome membrane; Mon1-Ccz1 complex. The transcript has 14 exons.